Xenopus tropicalis (tropical clawed frog) is the source of this 2710-nucleotide messenger RNA. It is a transcript of the gene tm9sf2, whose product is annotated as transmembrane 9 superfamily member 2. The coding region runs from base 22 to 2124 and encodes 700 amino acids. Gene Ontology annotation, cellular component: membrane; cytoplasm. The transcript has 17 exons. The record is from RefSeq and is a predicted model, not a curated record. NCBI's taxonomy places the organism in Eukaryota, Metazoa, Chordata, Amphibia, Anura, Pipidae.
UACCCGGAAGCGGUAUCCUUGAUGACGUUUCGCUGGGUGACGUGUCUGGUUAGCAGGAAGGAGGAAGUUAGUGCGAGCUGUCGGUUGGAACUUAGAGCGGAUACUACUUUGCUCAUCUUAUCGGGCCCGGGUUAUAUCAGUAUCCCUCUGCCGCACCGGCUACCGGGCAUGGCCACCCAACCCAGCACUGUGAUGUUCAGUUUAUUGCUGCUGGCCGUUAUCGGGCCCUGCGCGGCUUUCUACCUGCCUGGUCUGGCCCCAGUAAGCUUCUGCGAGCAGGGAAAGGAAACAGCGGAAUGCAAGUCUGAAAUAGAGCUGUUUGUGAACAGACUGGACUCUGUGGAAUCGGUUCUUCCUUAUGAAUAUGCUGCGUUUGAUUUUUGCCAAAAUACAGGAGAAAAACGUCCAUCUGAAAAUCUUGGUCAGGUGCUGUUUGGUGAAAGAAUUGAACCCUCCCCAUAUAAGUUUAUAUUUAACAAGGAAGUAAAAUGCCAGCUUGUUUGUAAAAAGACUUAUUCUUCUUCUAACCAAGAAAGCAAGUCCAAACUUGAUUUUCUGAAAAAAAGUAUGCUUCUGAACUAUCAGCAUCAUUGGAUUGUUGACAAUAUGCCUGUAACGUGGUGUUAUGAUGUUGAAGACGGACAGAGAUUUUGCAAUCCUGGAUUUCCUAUUGGUUGUUACAUUACUCAAAAUGGUCAUCCGAAAGAUGCAUGUGUAAUUAAUUCAGAGUUCCACGAGAAAGACGCAUAUUAUAUCUUCAACCAUGUGGAUAUCAAAAUGUUCUACCAUGUUGUAGAAAAUGAGGGCCAAGGGGCAAGACUUGUAGCUGCUAAACUUGAACCUAAAAGCUUCAAGCAGACACAUGUUGACCAGCCAGACUGCUCAGGGCCUCCUAUGGAAAUCAAGAAUGCUUUCGGUGGUGACGUCACUGUUCCAUAUACCUACUCUGUAACUUUUCAUGAAGAAAAAACCAUUAGAUGGGCAUCUAGAUGGGAUUAUAUUUUAGAAUCCAUGCCUCACACACACAUUCAGUGGUUUAGUAUUAUGAACUCACUUGUGAUUGUCCUGUUCCUGUCGGGUAUGGUUGCCAUGAUUAUGCUAAGGACAUUACAUAAAGAUAUUGCAAGGUACAAUCAGAUGGAUUCUACGGAAGAUGCACAGGAAGAAUUUGGCUGGAAGCUGGUUCAUGGUGAUAUUUUCAGAGCACCAAGAAAAGGCAUGCUGCUCUCUGUUUUCCUGGGUUCUGGCACUCAGAUUCUAAUAAUGACUUUUGUAACUUUGUUUUUUGCCUGCCUUGGAUUUUUGUCCCCUGCCAACAGAGGUGCUCUAAUGACUUGUGCUGUUGUGUUGUGGGUGUUGCUUGGAACUCCAGCUGGUUAUGUUGCUUCAAGAUUUUACAAAUCAUUCGGGGGAGAAAAGUGGAAGACAAAUGUUUUAUUGACUGCGUUUCUCUGCCCAGGGAUUGUAUUUGCAGAUUUCUUCUUAAUGAACUUAAUUCUCUGGGGAGAAGGAUCCUCUGCAGCAAUCCCAUUUGGUACCCUUGUGGCUAUACUAGCAUUGUGGUUUUGCAUUUCCGUACCUCUGACAUUCGUCGGAGCAUAUUUUGGUUUUAAGAAGCAUGCCAUUGAACACCCUGUCCGCACCAAUCAGAUACCUCGUCAGAUUCCUGAGCAGUCAUUCUACACAAAGCCAUUACCUGGGAUUGUAAUGGGAGGAAUUUUGCCCUUUGGGUGUAUUUUCAUUCAGCUAUUUUUCAUUCUUAACAGUAUUUGGUCUCAUCAGAUGUAUUACAUGUUUGGAUUUUUGUUCUUGGUAUUUAUUAUUUUGGUCAUUACUUGUUCUGAGGCAACUAUAUUACUUUGCUACUUUCAUCUGUGCGCAGAGGACUACCACUGGCAAUGGCGCUCAUUUCUAACUAGUGGCUUUACUGCAGUAUAUUUUCUUGUAUAUGCUGUACAUUAUUUUUUCUCCAAACUACAAAUCACAGGGACAGCAAGUACCAUUUUGUACUUUGGUUACACCAUGAUCAUGGUUCUCAUCUUUUUCCUUUUUACAGGUACAAUUGGAUUCUUUGCUUGCUUUUGGUUUGUAACAAAGAUUUAUAGUGUUGUUAAAGUUGACUGAAGAAUGAAAUCCAACCAAUUAGCGGGAACAUGUACUGAUCACUGGGACUGGUUAUUUACUUUACAGUAUUGUCACCUAUUUGUAGGAAAACAGUAACAAAAUACACCUGUCUUUGCAACAUCUUUGGUUUUGAACUAAAACAUGUUUGAUUAAAAUAGCAUUUACAUGUUCCUGUUGAAGAGCCCAUUUUAAGAUUGUAUGCAUUUGUAAAUAACGGCUGUAACUAAGAUUUAUGCUUUAUACGGUGGAUGUCAGCUAGAGCAACCAUACAAAUGUCAAUACUAUUAAUAAAGUACAAUUGUAAAUAUUCAGUUUUGCUUUUAGACUGUAGGUGAAAUGAAUGAAGCUUUGAAGAAGGUAAAUUUACCUUAAAACUAUGGCAAUGUGCUUUCCGAAAAAAUUUCCUUUCAUUCAAGUUGAGUUUUAUUUUUUUAUACUUGGUGAUACGUCCUGACCAUGAGUUUUUGUUGUCUUUAUUAGGUUUAGUGAUUGAAGCCUUUAAAACUAUGUGCCUCUCAGUCUAUGAAUUUUUAAAUUUAUAAUCUUAAUAAAUAUUGUAAAAAUGUAAUAAAUAUGUUCUUUAUUA